Scatophagus argus is the source of this 3889-nucleotide messenger RNA. It is a transcript of the gene tert, whose product is annotated as telomerase reverse transcriptase. The record is from RefSeq and is a predicted model, not a curated record. The transcript is spliced from 16 exons. Bases 77 to 3403 code for a protein of 1108 amino acids. Gene Ontology annotation, biological process: telomere maintenance via telomerase. Gene Ontology annotation, cellular component: telomerase catalytic core complex. Lineage: Eukaryota; Metazoa; Chordata; Actinopteri; Scatophagidae. Gene Ontology annotation, molecular function: telomeric repeat DNA binding; telomerase RNA binding.
CAAGGCAUACUUACUAACCGCCUUGUUUGCCAUGUCCUGAGUAGUAUCACUACUGUCGCUUGUUCAUGCUGUCAGGAUGUCAACAGCUGAUAUGUCCCGUGUUCUUGGCAUUCUCCGGUCACUGUAUCAGUAUGUUCAGACACUAGAGGAGUUUGCGGACAGCACUGUGUUCAGAGAAGGACAGAAAGCAGUGCUUAUUGAACAGUCCGACACAAAUCGCUUCAAAUCAUUCGUCCGGGGUGUUUAUGUAUGCUUUGACAAGGAAUUACAGCAAGUACCAAGCUGCAAUCAGAUCUGCACUCUACCUGAACUGCUGGCCUUUGUUCUUAACAGGCUGAAGAGAAAAAGAAAAAGAAACAUCUUGGCGCAUGGCUACAAUUUUCUGUCCCUGGCUCAGGAGGAGCGGGAUGCAGACCACUUCAAAUUUCAAGGAGAUGUGACUCAAAGUGCUGCCUACAUCCAUGGCAGCGACCUAUGGAAGAAAGUCACAACGCGUCUCGGCACAGACCUCACACGGUACCUGUUGGAGAGCUGCUCGGUGUUUAUGGCAGUGCCUCCUUCAUGUGUUUUCCAGGUGUGUGGCAUUCCUGUGUAUGACAGAGUGUCCGUCACAACUGCUUCUCCUGGGUUUUAUCUGCAGCCUCGGUCCAGAAAGCGUAACGUCGUUCAGUUUGGAGGGUACCGAAAUGCAGUGACCCUGAAAAGAAGACGAGAAGUUGCAAGUCGUAUUAGCAAGAAGAGGAACAGAACAGAUGUGAUUGUGAAUAAGAGGAAAAGAAAGAGAGAAACUGAUUAUAAAGAUGAAGAAGAGAUUAUGACUUCUUCAAGAAAGAGGAGAAGAGUUGGAGAUGAAGAACUUGAACAGGAAAUGAAACAGCUUUGCCCCCGUCAAACACUGGAGACAGGGCAGCCUGUAUCUGUGGAACCAACACUGUCUUUAAAGCCUUUGGAAGACAGCGCUUCUGGUUCCAAACAGCCUGUUGAAAUGCAAACAACCAUACUGCCAUUGGAGGGAGGACCCAGUUGGAGAUCAGGGAUGUUUCCCCCUUUGCCUCCCUCUCAGUGUUUUAUCCGCACAUUAGGAUUCCUGUAUGGGGGAAGGGGAAUGCGUGGUUUCCUUCUCAACAGGAAGAAGAAGGGUGUUGAUGGAUGCAGAAGGUUGCAAGGGCAUGAUUUGGUACGAACGGUCUUCUUUGAGGGCUUGCCUUAUCUAAACGGGCUUGAGAGGAAGCCAAAAAAACUCCCCCGACGCUUUUUUAACGUGGUCCCCCUGUUCAGUCAGCUGUUGCGUCAACACAGGAGAUGUCCCUACAGUAGAAUACUGCAGAGAAUGUGCCCCCUGGUGGAGGGGAAAGAUGCAGGACAGGGGGAAUUAAGCUCCCUCUUGCCUCAACACUGUGCACCUCAUCGGGUCUACCUCUUUGUCAAGGAAUGCCUUUCUGCUGUGAUACCUCAGGAGCUGUGGGGCUCUGACCACAAUCGGCUUCUUUUCUUUGUCAGGGUCAGGGCCUUCUUGCGCAGUGGCAAGUUUGAGAAGCUCUCACUGGCUGAACUGAUGUGGAAAAUGAAGGUGAAUGACUGUGACUGGUUGAAGAUCAGUAAGACAGGCAGGUUCCCGCCCAGUGAGCUCUCAUACCGGACACAGAUCCUGGGUCAGUUUCUGGCUUGGCUACUGGAUGGCUAUGUAGUGGGUCUGGUUCGAGCCUGUUUCUAUGUCACUGAGAGUGUUGGCCAGAAAUACGCUGCCAGGUUUUACAGACAGGAAAUCUGGGCAAAACUGCAGGACUUGGCCUUCAGAGGUCAUCUCUCCAAGGGCCAGAUGGAGGAGUUGACUCCGGCUCAGGUGGCGUCCCUCCCCAAAGCCACCGUCAUCUCCCGCCUUCGCUUCAUUCCCAAAACCGAUGGCAUGAGGCCUAUCACACGAGUCAUGGGAGCAGAUGCCAAAACAAGGCUCUAUCAAGGGCGGGUCCGGGACUUGCUGGAUAUGCUGCGGGCCUGUGUGCGCUCCAAUCCAUCCCUCCUGGGCUCCACGGUGUGGGGGAUGACCGAUAUCCACAAAGUGUUGAGCUCUAUAGCUCCGGCCCAGAAGGACAAGCCACAACCCCUCUACUUUGUUAAGGUGGAUGUGAGUGGAGCCUAUGAGAGUCUGCCUCAUGACAAACUUGUUGAGGUGAUCGGUCAGGCUCUGUCGCCUGUCCAGGAUGAACUCUUUACCAUCCGCCACUACGCCAAGAUCUGGGCCGAUUCCCACGAAGGCCUGAAAAAAGCCUUUGUUAGACAGGCUGAUUUCCUGGAAGAUAACAUGGGAUCCACCAACAUGAAAGGGUUUGUGAUGUCAUUGCAGAAAAGAGGAAAAGUUCAUCACACCAUACUGGUUGAGAAGCAUUUCUGCUCUGAUCUUUGUGGCAGAGAGACGUUACAAUUCUUCACCCAAAUGCUAACUGGCAGCGUUGUUCAGUUUGGGAAGAAAACUUACCGUCAGUGCCGCGGGAUUCCUCAGGGUUCAGUUGUGUCCAGUCUGCUGUGCUGUCUCUGCUAUGGUCACAUGGAGAGCAUCCUAUUCAAAGAUUUUACUCAAAAGAAAGGAUGUUUGUUGAGACUGGUGGAUGACUUUCUUCUGAUCACUCCAGACUUGCAUGAAGCACAAACAUUUCUCAGGAUCUUGCUGGCCGGGGUACCACAGUAUGGUCUGGUGGUCAACCCACAGAAGGUGGUGGUUAAUUUUCAGGUGUCAGGAAACAUGAGCUCAUGUCCCGGCAUUCGUGUGCUUCCCCCUCGCUGCCUCUUCCCCUGGUGUGGACUGCUGCUUGACACGCACUCACUUGAUGUCUACAAAGACUAUUCUAGCUAUGCAGGCCUGUCCUUGCGCUACAGCCUUACUUUGGGCUCUUUCCACUCUGCUGGACAGCAGAUGAGGAGGAAACUGAUGGCUGUCCUCAGACUCAAGUGUCAUGCCUUGUUCUUGGACUUGAAGACUAAUUCUCUUGAGGCAGUCUACAAGAACAUCUACAAGCUGCUGCUGCUUCAUGCACUCAGGUUCCAUGUGUGUGCUCAGAGUUUGCCCUUUGGUCAGACAGUUGCUAAGAACCCUGUGUACUUCCUGCAGAUGAUAUGGGAUAUGGCCGAGUACGCAAAUCACCUCAUCAGGCUCAGCAACAAAGGACUGAGUUUAGGCAGUGAGGCUCAGACGGGCAUUGUGCAGUAUGAAGCAGUGGAGCUGCUUUUCUGUCUUUCCUUCUUGCUGGUGCUGUCACAGCACCGUUCUCUCUAUAAGGAUCUGCUGUCACUCCUGCACAAACGGAAGCGCAGUCUUGAGCGACGUCUGGGGGACCUGAGGCUGGCCAGGGUCCGACAGGCCACUAACCCGAGGACCCCAGUCGACUUUGUGGCCAUCCAGACCUAAGAGUACCAGCUAGCCCCAGUUACAGCUCCCAAUACAACCAUGAAACCCCCCCCCCCCAGAUUAAAAAUAUUUAAAAAAAUCCAUUGAAAAUAUAGACACUGAGAUAUUUACCCAAUUUCAAAAUUUAGACGUCUCAUUCUCAGUUUUUGAUGGAAAUGAGAUAAGCAGUAUGUUGAAACCAGGCACUUUGGACUUAUCUGAUCUGUCAGUGUGCCAAAGAUGUUGUAAUGAAUGUGCAGUUUAACAAUGCUGGAAAAUCUUGUGGAGGGAAAGAGGGAAACACAGCCCUCAGACAUCUGAUAUAAAACACUUAAGUGAUAAACCUUUACCAUCAGCAGCAAUAUGCACGCCCUGUAAAACAACAACAACUAGAACAAUAAAAAUGGAUGAUUCAGAGCCAUCCAGCUACUGUACCAGAUGGCGUCUAAUCCCACAGUGUGUUGUCUCUUUGGACUUUGAUUUACACUUGUGGUAGUUUUCCAUGAA